AUGGAUUGUCGGAAACGUCGCCGGAAUUCGAACAAGAACAAAUUAACCGCACCACUAGCCCAUCCAGAAGAACAACCACCACCAGGAACCCGAGACCCUAGAACAACUAAUCAGACUGUCCAACCGCCCGAGACCGCAGAGGAACGAGCAGGGAUCUACAAGGAGCAGAGCGCAGCCAAGAUAGAACAGCAGUCCUCGUCGAUCUCCCCCUCAACAUCGGCCCUCUCCAGCGGCGGAGACUCGUCGGGCUCCUCGAGUCCUGGCUUAGACUGA
Molecule: messenger RNA, 273 nt
Organism: Puccinia graminis f. sp. tritici CRL 75-36-700-3
Lineage: Eukaryota; Fungi; Basidiomycota; Pucciniomycetes; Pucciniales; Pucciniaceae
Exons: 1
Coding region: 1-273 (90 amino acids)
Source: RefSeq, a predicted model, not a curated record